AUGACCUGGAUCUUGCAUCUCAAUGGUACCAAGGCCUGCCAAGUAUGCUACAGCGGCAAGGGUGGCCUCUUUGAAGACCUAGACGCGUGCAUGGAAUGUCAUAAACCUUUCGCAGUCCACUUCAAACACUUUCCCCACUGUCUCAAAUGUCUCAGUAUGUUUAAGCCAGACCCCAAGGUCUGCAACCCCUGCUUUCUGGAUGCGAAGCAUAAGGUGCACACGAAGCUCUGCGCUGUGGAUAACAGAGUGAAGACGGCGAUGGACAGGAUGCGGCUCCAGUUCGGAUUGCAUUUCUAG
Molecule: messenger RNA, 297 nt
Organism: Dibothriocephalus latus
Lineage: Eukaryota; Metazoa; Platyhelminthes; Cestoda; Diphyllobothriidea; Diphyllobothriidae
Source: the annotation of a GenBank genome assembly